Molecule: messenger RNA, 2817 nt
Organism: Trichoderma asperellum CBS 433.97
Lineage: Eukaryota; Fungi; Ascomycota; Sordariomycetes; Hypocreales; Hypocreaceae
Biological process (GO): xylan catabolic process
Cellular component (GO): extracellular region
Molecular function (GO): alpha-glucuronidase activity
Source: RefSeq, a predicted model, not a curated record
AAUGUGCUUGCAGUUAGAAAUCCGACGGAUUACUCCAACAGCAACACGGACAAGUGGAAGCGGUGUAUCUACAUAUAAAAUGACGACAGCCAUUGAAUUCAUACGACGCCUUAACUGGCAGCCCACGCAGUCAGUCUAGAGCAUAGGUGGGCAGCUAUGAUAUUACAGAGUCUUCUACUUCUGCUCCUUACGGCCAUUGCGCCUGUCUUUGCCGAAACUGGCAUUGACGCCUGGCUGCGAUAUGCUCCGCUUCCAAGUUCUGUUACAAGAGGCCAUCUCAAUUCCUUCCCGAACCAUAUCGUUGCCCUCAACGCCGCCAAAAAUGGGCCUUUAUCAAGUGCUGCAUCAGAGCUACAAAAGGGCAUCAAAGGCAUUCUCGGCCUCAGUCUAGGUGUCAGCUCAAGCCAAAAGAGCUGUUCUGCCCAAAAGACCAUUAUUGUUUCUACUCUCGCUUCUUACAAAUCAGCUUGCGGCAAGCUUACGCCAAAGUUGGAUCUAAUAGAAGAUGGAUACUGGCUGAGUACCAAGGGCGAAUCGGUACAAAUCAUCGGCCAGAAUGAGAGGGGCGCCCUUUACGGUGCUUUCCAGUACCUGUCUUUGCUUGGGCAGGGUAACUUUUCUGAAGUCGCCUUCGCCUCAAACCCAAGCGCACCGAUUCGAUGGUCCAACCAAUGGGACAAUCUCAAUGCUGGAACCGCAGCUCAUGGCAGCAUCGAGAGAGGCUACGGCGGUGUUUCAAUCUUCUUUGAGAACGGAUAUGUCAAGGAGGAUCUUUCUCGAGUUCCGCUCUAUGGUCGUUUGUUGGCUUCUGUUGGCCUAAAUGGCAUCGUUAUCAACAACGUCAAUGCCGAUGCGACUCUUCUCAACGAGACGAACUUGGAGGGUGUCAAAAGAAUCGCUGAUUUGUUCCGGCCAUGGGGAGUCCAAGUUGGAAUUUCACUCAACUUUGCUUCGCCACAGGUUCUAGGAGAUUUGGACACAUUCGAUCCACUGGACGAGACUGUCAUCAAAUGGUGGACUGAUAAAUCCAAUAGAAUCUAUGAACUUGUUCCCGAUUUUGCGGGUUACCUAGUCAAGGCCAACUCAGAGGGUCAGCCAGGGCCGUUGACAUAUAACCGCACAUUGUCUCAGGGCGCCAAUCUCUUUGCUAAGGCUAUUGAGCCGCAUGGUGGUAUUGUCGUAUUCCGAGCUUUUGUCUAUGACCAGCUAAAUGAGAGCGAUUGGAGGGCCGAUCGAGCCAAUGCUGCUGUCGAGUUCUUCAAAGAUCUAGAUGGACAGUUCGACAGCAACGUUCUAGUCCAGAUCAAAUUCGGUCCUAUAGAUUUCCAAGUCAGAGAGCCCCCCUCUCCUCUCUUUGUCAAUAUACCCAAGACAGCGGUGUCAAUAGAGCUUGAAGUCACUCAAGAGUACCUGGGUCAGCAGUGCCAUCUGGUCUAUCUCCCACCGUUGUGGCAGACCAUCCUGGGUUUUGAUAUGCGAUACAAUGGCCGGCAAUCUUAUAUACGCGAUAUUGUUACUGGAAAGACAUUCAACCACAAACUUAGCGGCUAUGCUGGAGUUAUCAACGUCGGCAUGGAUGAUACGUGGAUCGGUAGUCACUUGGCAAUGUCCAACAUGUUCGCUUUUGGCCGCCUAGCAUGGAACCCUCAGGCAGACUCUCAAGAUAUAGUUGAGGAAUGGACUCGUCUAACGUUUGGUGUAAGCCGGGAUGUUGUUUCAGCCAUUGUGAGCAUGUCCAUGAAGUCAUGGCCGGCGUAUGAAGACUACAGUGGCAACCUCGGCAUUCAGACUCUUACCGAUAUUUUGUACACUCAUUAUGGCGCAAAUCCGGCCUCUCAGGACAACAAUGGCUGGGGCCAAUGGACGCGAGCCGAUAGCAAAACCAUUGGUAUGGACCGCACCGUAUCGAAUGGUACAGGAAAUGCCGGCCAAUACGCCAAAGAAGUUGCUCAUAUGUUUGAGUAUACUCAAACCACGCCAGACGAUCUGAUGCUAUGGUUCCACCACGUGCCUUAUACUUUCAAGCUACACUCUGGUAAGACUGUCAUCCAGCAUUUCUAUGAUGCUCAUUACUCUGGUUCUGCAACGGCGCAAACUUUCCCAACUACUUGGAAGUCUCUUCAAGGCCAAAUAGAUGCGGAGAGGUAUGAAGACGUCUUGUACAGACUAAAGUACCAGGCUGGCCACUCUUUGGUAUGGCGUGAUGCCAUCAGCGAGUUCUACCGCAAUCUUUCUAGUAUUCCAGAUCAACUAAAUCGUGUUCGAAAUCACCCUCACCGCAUCGAAGCCGAAGAAAUGGACCUCUCAGAUUUUACGAUAGUUGAUGUUGAUCCUACUGAAUGUGCUUCCAAGUACAAAGCAAUCGCGACGAAUGGAACUGGUAUAGCCACUACAAAAUUAAAUGUUCCAAGCGGAAAGUACAAUGUUGCCAUCAACUAUUACGACGUGAUGGGUGGGAUCGCCAAUUACGAAGUGCUACUUAAUGGCAAAUCCCUUGGGACUUGGAAAGGCGAUUCAGAGAACUAUCUUGGCCAUGACUACAGCUCUUUCCUUGACUGUCACUCAGCAAUUCGCAUCACAUUCGAGGGUGUUAAGAUUACCAAGGGGGACAAGUUGACUAUCAAGGGAACUGGAAAUGCUUUGGAGCAAGCGGCUAUAGAUUAUGUCUCCAUCCUGCCACAGGGUAUAGUAGAUUAGAAAGCGGAGAGGUAUCAAAAAAAGGAAAAUAAUUUGGAUAGUAAUGUGUUAUACGUAAAAAUGUUUCUAGUAAUAUUUUUGCAUAGGCUUAAAGACAAAAUUAUGGAAAGAUUUUCCUCA